AUGUCAUUAUCAUUAAGAUUUGGAGCUGUUACAUCCCUUCAAGAAUCAUUAUGGGGUUUGGUUCCACGUUUACCUUCUAUAACUAUUCGUCUUGGAUUACAAAAUAAACUCGGCAAUCAACAAUCACUUCCUAUGGAUGAAAGAUUAAGAGAAUUGAAAGAAAAAAUUGAAGAAUCUGGAGAAGCUCCAUUUAUGAUUGAUAAUGGUACAAUUUUAAAAGCUGUUCCUAAAAAGAAAAUGUCUAGAGCUAGAAGAAGAAAGAAGUUGUAUGCUUCAGGGAAUAAACAAGUCCAUCCUAUAAAUAAUAUUGUUAGAUGUUCGGCAUGUGGGAGUGUUAAACGUUCUCAUUUCAUGUGUAUGAAUUGUUUUGCUGAAAUUAGAACUUUUUUGAAAAGUUUAAAGAGAAAGAAUGGAUUACUUGAAGAACCAGUUAAUCCACAAAGUGAUUUGAAUCCACUAGAUGAAAGAGUUAUUUAUCCUGGUAAAUUUGAAACUGAUGAACAAAGAAGAUUGAAAUCUAAAGAUUGGGUUCCACAAAGAGAAGAAGCAGGAUUGUACAAUCAUCAAGAAGUUAAACAUAUUAAAAAGAGCAACAAAGGUCCAGUUAUGGUUAAACUUGAAUAG
Candida tropicalis MYA-3404 is the source of this 624-nucleotide messenger RNA. Its product is annotated as mitochondrial 54S ribosomal protein bL32m. NCBI's taxonomy places the organism in Eukaryota, Fungi, Ascomycota, Pichiomycetes, Serinales, Debaryomycetaceae. Gene Ontology annotation, molecular function: structural constituent of ribosome. The transcript has a single exon. Gene Ontology annotation, biological process: translation. The record is from RefSeq and is a predicted model, not a curated record. Gene Ontology annotation, cellular component: mitochondrial large ribosomal subunit. Bases 1 to 624 code for a protein of 207 amino acids.